CACCCGCUCGGCAGGGGUGCCGCUCGGCAGGGUCCCCGGAUCCGAGAGAGAGAGAGAGAGAGAGAGAGAGAGAUGAACGACCUGACAAGUGCAGCGAAAUUGAAGGAUCAGGAUGGCCAUUGUUGGAAGUGCAAACCAAUCCCGAGAGCAGCAAUCUGGGUCCUGUUAUCUGUCUUCCUAGUAGGCUUCGUAGUGUCCAUAUUCAUCCUCGUGGCGGUCCACAACGCCGCCUUCUUCCUCUCUCUCCUCUCCCUUUCCGCCCUUGUUGCUGCUUUUCUUAUCUGGAACGCUCUCAGCUGGAGACGAAACGGCGCCCUUCUCCUCUACCUCCAUUCCUUCCCCGACUCCGACCUACGUCUCGCUCGUGACGGCCAGCUUGUCAAGAUCACUGGGGUUGUCACAUGUGGCAGUGUCUCCCUUGAAUCCUCAUAUGAAAAGGCUUCCAGAUGUAUUUAUACUUCUACAAUCUUGUAUGAAUCGGGAGGAUGGGGUUUAAAGCCUAUAGAUGCUAACACGACAUGCUUCCACUGGAGAUUAGCAUACUCUGAGCGGUUCUCCACUGACUUUUACAUAACCGAUAGUAAAUCUGGUAUCAGAGCUCUGGUGAAAGCUGGAUCUGAUUGCAAAGUGGUUCCCCUCAUCAUUGAGAGCAGGCUCGUCAACACUACGCGAAAAUGCAUCACUCUCUCAACUCACCUGAGGAAAUGGUUGAUAGACAGAGACCUCUCAGCUGAAGCCCGUUUAUUGCGUCUAGAAGAAGGGUAUGUAAAGGAAGGCAACUCUGUGAGUGUGAUCGGAAUGUUGAAUAGAAGUGAUGACACUGCGACGAUUGUCCAGCCGGCAGAACUCAUCUCCACCGGAUGUUUAUGGAGAAAUAUGCUGCUUCCAGUUGAUGUUGAUGGACUUAUCUUAGGGGCCCAAGGGCGACUGCUCUGAUCACCACCCUGAAUUCGUUGCCCUGGCUUCAACAUUGACGCCUGACCUACGACCAACCAGAAUUUAGAUUUCUCUACUCCUAGCAAUUUAACCCCUAAUCCAUUGUUACUUCACACGUUUAAAAUAUUGUUUUCCUUUGCUAGCACCUGUAUAUAUUCAUCUUGUUUUUUGGGAAUGGUUUCUUUGGCUUCUUUGUCACCAGGGUUCCAGGAAUUGCAGCUAUGGAUGUUGAUUAUGUAUCCAUGUCACCAAUGCAGUUUUAUUCUUCUCCUUGAGCA
This is a messenger RNA of Rhododendron vialii, 1214 nucleotides long. RefSeq lists its product as uncharacterized. The transcript has 4 exons. Lineage: Eukaryota; Viridiplantae; Streptophyta; Magnoliopsida; Ericales; Ericaceae. The record is from RefSeq and is a predicted model, not a curated record. The coding region runs from base 73 to 936 and encodes 287 amino acids.